AUGCUGCGACAAGCACAACUCCUGUCGACGUCCAAGAGACUCUUCUCGAGCACUACCCAACCACUUCGACCCUUCCGACCAGCUCCUCUGAAGUCUUCUACGCGACAAUUCCUUUCCCCACGGCUGUCAAUUGCUUCCCAGAUUGCGCCCUUCUCUUCAACCGCGCAAAGGAAGAUCCUACCGCCCGGUCCGCAGGUCAUCCAAGGAGGAGUCAAUGACCCUGCACCUGUACCGAAGCCGGAUCCUCUCCAUGGAAGCUAUCACUGGACCUUUGAACGAAUACUGUCGGUGGGCUUGGUUCCCUUGACCAUUACACCUUUUGCUGCUGGUUCGGUCAGUCCGAUGCUGGAUGCGGCUUUGAUCUUUACCAUUUUGAUCCACUCACACGCGGGUUUCCAAUCAAUGAUCAUUGAUUACAUUCCAAUCCGUCGUCAUCCGACCAUGCGGCGAACUUUCAUGUGGUUAUUGAACGUGGCUACGCUUGUUGUUGCGGUGGGAUUCUACGAAUUUGAGACGAACGAUGUUGGUGUGGUCGAGGCAAUGAAAAGAAUAUGGCGUGCAGGUGCGAAUGAUGCCACGAUUGGCAAUGCUGAUACAUCGAGCUUGGGUCAUGAUGGAAAGCUCAAGAAUCUGAAAUAA
Molecule: messenger RNA, 639 nt
Organism: Fonsecaea nubica
Lineage: Eukaryota; Fungi; Ascomycota; Eurotiomycetes; Chaetothyriales; Herpotrichiellaceae
Exons: 2
Coding region: 1-639 (212 amino acids)
Biological process (GO): tricarboxylic acid cycle; mitochondrial electron transport, succinate to ubiquinone
Cellular component (GO): mitochondrial envelope; membrane
Molecular function (GO): heme binding; ubiquinone binding
Source: RefSeq, a predicted model, not a curated record